UCUCUCAUUCUGGGAGGACGUCAUAUGACGUCCUCCCACUCUAACUGCACAUGCACGCAGCAAUCAGUGCCCCAUCAGUGCCACCUGUCUGUGCCUAUCAAUGCCACCUGUCAGUGCCCAUCAGCGAACAUCAAUGGAACAUAUCAGUGCCUACCAGUGCACAUCAAAGCCACAGUGCCCAUCAGAACUGCCUUUCAGUGCCAACUAUCAGUGCCAGUCAGUGAUUCCUUUGAGUGCCAUCAAUCAGUGCCGCCUAUCAGUGCCACCUAACCAUUUCAAUCAGUGUUGCCUAUAUGUGCUGCCCUUCAGUGCCCAUCAG
Molecule: messenger RNA, 319 nt
Organism: Staurois parvus
Lineage: Eukaryota; Metazoa; Chordata; Amphibia; Anura; Ranidae
Source: the annotation of a GenBank genome assembly